This is a messenger RNA of Elgaria multicarinata webbii, 3413 nucleotides long. RefSeq lists its product as uncharacterized. Gene Ontology annotation, molecular function: DNA binding. NCBI's taxonomy places the organism in Eukaryota, Metazoa, Chordata, Lepidosauria, Squamata, Anguidae. The transcript is spliced from 4 exons. The record is from RefSeq and is a predicted model, not a curated record. Bases 309 to 2414 code for a protein of 701 amino acids.
AGGGGAAACUUCACUUCUUCCUUUUUGCAGUUUUGGGGCGAAACCGGAGCUGCAAAGAUCGGAUUCCCCGGCCAAGGGAGCAGGGUGCACGCGGACACAUACGCACGCACACACAGAGCCUAACAUUUAUUAGAGAGCUAUCAUUUGGGAAGCUAUCUGUGGACUGAAAGCGAGGAGUGACUUGACCCGAAGAAUUUUUUUAUUUAUUCAUUACAUUUAUAUACCGCCCCAUAGCCGAAGCUCUCUGGGCGGUUUACAGAAAAUCCCUCAAGAGACGGAACAGGUCCUCCUUGGUUUGCAACUGAGCAAUGGAGACUUUGAGUGUGGAGGGGAACAUGUCUGUGGAAGAUGGGGAGCUGAAAAGUAGGGAGCAGAGUACGCCCACCGUCAAAUUGUGGCCCGGCCUGGAGGGAAGAAAAACCCCACAAGUUGUACAUAUACAGAGUAUUGGAAAGUUACAGGCGGCAUCAUCUCCACAAUAUAUUAAAAAGGAACUGCAGGCACAACAGUGUUGGGACGCCCAGUGGCAGGAGUUCCUGCGGACGCUGCAGGCCCCUCACCCAGGAUGGGGGAACACGCAGGCGCCUGAGGAGCCCAGGCCCUGGGACGACGCCAAGGCUUUCCUGGCCUCCUUCGAGCAAGUGGCGUCGGCGUGCCGGUGGCCUCGGGACAAGUGGGUGGCCCUCCUCCUGCCGGCCCUCAACGGAGAAGCCGAGCAGGCCUUCAGCGGCCUCAGUGGCCUUGACCGAGGAGACUAUGAGAAGGUGAAGGCGGCCAUCUUGGAAGGGGAGGCCAUCUUGCGGGAGAGGCAGCGCCAGCACUUCCGGCAGUUCUGCUACCAGGCCACGGAGGGGCCGAGGGGCGUCCACGGCCGACUGCGGGAACUGUGCUGCCGGUGGCUGAGAGCUGAGAGGCACUCGAAGGAGGAGAUCCUGGAGCUGCUGAUCCUGGAGCAGUUCCUGACCGUCCUGCCCCAGGAAAUGCAGGGCUGGGUGAGGGAACGGGGCCCGGAGUCCUGCGCCCAGGCCGUGCUCCUGGCCGAGGAGUUCCUGGCGAAGCAGAGCACGGUGAAAGAGGAAGGAGAGGAGUCGUGGUCUCUGGAGGUGCCGUCGGCUGUGAAUCCUUCCGAGGGAGGUCAGGAUCUACCGCCCGAUGUCUGGCCAAAGCAGCUGGGGAAGGGUUCCAGGCAGGAGCAAGAGGAAGAGGCCAGCUCAUUGGGUCAGCAGCAGGAUCACCUUCCCCAGGGCAGUUCUGAGCCGGGGGCAGCUGAGGGCCCCUUGCCGGAAAGAGGCGGCGCGUUCGAGUGUUGCGAGGAGGGAACGUGGCUCGGGAGUCAGCAGGGACCGGAGGGCAAGUGGGGGCCGGAGCCAGAGGAGAGCACGGGCGGCGCUUUCCCUACGGUCGAAGGCUGUGCUGAUCAGGAAGGAGCCAGAGGCUCCCACAGAACCCACUGUGGUCACUGUGGGAAGAGCUUCCGCUGGAGGUCAAACCUCCGAGCGCACGAGCUCAUUCACGCCGGCGAGAAGCCGCAGCGGCGCUCGGUCUCCCAGAGAAACGGUAACGACGGCUCCCGCCUGGCGGUCCGGGACGGCAGCCAGACCGGGGAGAAGCCGUACAAGUGUCCCAAAUGUGGCAAAGGUUUCCUUCAGGCCCGAUCCCUGGCGACGCACGAGAGAAUUCACGUCAGAGAGAAACCUUAUCCCUGCCUGAUGCCCAAACUGGGUGGCGCCGUGGCAGAGCGGAAGAGACUCAUGCGGCGUGCGCUCUUUAUGGGCGCCGGGGCCACCACUUCCCAGGCCAAGCCAGAGGCCGUGGUGGACCAGUCUUCCUUACCCAGAAUUCUGCAGGAGGACUUUGUCGAGGGGGAACAGGAUUCGGGGGAAAUCGCCCUCGUGGGGUUAUCCCCCGCCGCUCAGGAUGAGCUCCGGGGCGAGGAGGGCUUCAACUUGGAAAACUCCACUCCAAGCUCCGCGAUUGUUGUUCCAGCCGCGCUGAGCAGCAGAAGCUACUGCGGCCGUGGUGGAGUUUCCAUACAAGUUUUAAUGAUGGGGGAGGCGGAGCCUGUUGACCCGAUGCCACGCCCCCCUCACGCCCCUCGCCCCACACCUGGGAGGAGGCCGGGCGGGGCCCCCCGCACCUCGGAGGUGUGGAAGUACUUCCGCCAAAUGUACGACCCCCGGUGGGGGGAGUGCCUCCUCUGCAGGAAGCAGGUCAGCCGUGGGAAGGUGAUUGGGCACCUCACCAACUCAGGCAUGAUUCACCAUCUGAGGAAGCAGCACGAGCUGGUGCUGCUGCAAGGGGACAUGGGCAAAGCGAGGGCCGGCGGCUUUCCCUCCCCGCUGGCUCCGGAGGGCAAGGCGAAGGGCAAGAAGAGCAGCAGGAAGGAGAAAGGAAGACAGAAGGCCCCGUCGUGAUGCAGCAGCUACUGCCUGUCUCCAGCCUCCAGAAUAGCAGCCCUCGCCUCUUUCGGCAAGACAUGUGGUUCUCUUGACGGUGGGCCCGGAGCCGGUGCCUGACCAUGCCUAACCUGGACCCCCAUGCUGCCCACACACACACACACAGACCUAUGCGUGUAGGUUUCUCAUGCUCACGAUGGAUGUCACAGAUGGGGGUGGGGGAAACUGCUUGUUUUCCCCAGGUGUGGCCCUUGGUGCCACCUGCCCUGCAAACACAUGACGUUCUCCAUCACACAAGCAAAGUGUGACGUGGACUCUUCUCCUCCUUAUUUCCACCCCCACCAUGGUUUUCAGAUUUCUCUUCCAAGUAUUUAUGUAGCUUGGAAGAUGAAGGAUCAGUUUUGUGAGGGUUUUUUGCGGGGUGGGGUGGGUUAAAAAAAAAAACCCAACUUCUGUGCGUUUUGUAUGCAAACACCAUUUAAUAGUUAAAUAAAAUUCCUAAUUGCUACGUUUGCAGGCUCAGAAAACGGGCCGUUACGUGCUGGAAUACAGGUGGGUAGAAUCCAAAAAGGUAGAAUCCUGCACCACAUCUAUAACAAGAGGUUCUAAAUUUGCAGUCCAUUGUAAAGUCAGCAGAUAUUUUUGUGGAUGCUUGAAUGUACAUUACACUGUUCAAUAUAUAUAAAUCUGUGAUAAAUCCAGAAGCUGGAGCUAGUGCAGAACGCUGCAGCUCGGCUGUUGUCUGGAGCUGCCCCUUUCCAGCGUGCAACUCCUCUGCUGAGGGAACUGCACUGGCUGCCUAUUCGCUACUGGGCCAGGUUUAAAGUUCUUGUACCUGUGUAUAAAGCCCUAAACAACUUGGGACCAGGAUAGCCGAGGGAGUGCCUUCUCUCCUACCAACCUGCCCGGUCACUGAGGUCAUCCGAGAGUCUGCUCCUGGUGGUCCCACAUAGACCCAUCCUCCGAUUGGAGUCCACCAGGGGAAGAGCCUUCAGCGUGGUGGCCCCCCUCCUGUGG